AAGUACAUAAACAUAUGGCCAUUGAGUCCCCUGUACAGAUCGCGCUAGAACUUCGGUCUCUGUAUUUGGUGAGUGAAGCCAACGGAGUUCAGCUGAACAACCAACAUAACAGAGACCGAAGCUUUUGGUCAGUGAAGCCAACGGAGUUCAGCUGAACAACCAACAUAACAGAGACCGAAGCUUUUGGUCUACUUCAAUCACAGCUCGGGAACUUUUGACGACCGACGGGUAUUCACUCUUGAGAAAUUCCAAUUCAUUUGCUUUCAACCUUUUUUCUUCGAUUUUAAUGCUUUGAAGCAUUCCAUCGAGGAAAAAUGGGUGACAAAGCAUCAGUAGAUUUACUAAAGAUCCUGUGUAUCCAUGGUUACAGACAGACUGGUAAAACUUUCAGAGAGAAGACUGGAUCUUUGAGAAAGGCUCUCAAGAAACAUGCAGAGUUUGUUUACAUUGAUGCUCCUAAUCUAAUCAAAAGUACGAGUGAUGAGGGUGCUGCAACCAAUGAAGAGAGAGGCUGGUGGUUUUCCGACAAUGAGGGCGGUUUCCGUGCAGCGCAGAAAACAGAUGUCAAUCCAGGCUACAAUGAAUCUGUGGAAACUAUUGCGCAAGCUCUGAAAGAGCAGGGUCCUUUUGAUGGUGUUCUUGCAUUCAGCCAAGGGGCUGCCAUGCUUACCUUGAUAUGUGGCCUGAAACAACAGGGAGAUACGAGGUUCCCAUUCAAUUUUGCGAUUUUAGUGGCAGGCUUUAGGAGUCUGAGUUCAGGCCAUGACCAUUGCUUCAAAGAGAAAAUCACAUGCCCAACACUUCAUGUUUUUGGAGACACCGACCAAGUCAUUCCUAAAGAAUCAAGUGAGGCUAUGCUACAGUACUUCACAGACCCGGUAAUACUGCAACACACAGGAGGUCACUAUGUACCAGCAACAUCAGCAGAGAAAAAAGUGUACAUCCCUUUCCUUCAAGAGCAAGACAGGAAAAAGAAAGAACAGUCGGAUCCAACAUCAUGACCUCAAUAAAUGUGAUCUUCUGUGAACAAGUUAUGUUUAGUUAUUUUCUGGGCCCAGUGACACAAUGAUUAAUGAUUGAUUAUAGAGUAAGAAAGUGUGACAUCAACUUUCCAUUUUUGCAUUUCAGCAUUUUUUUCUCGCCUGCAUAGCAGAGCGAGACUAUAGGCGCUGCUUUUCCCGACGUCGGCGUCAUAAUUAAACGGGGUCUCUGUACCAUUUGUCUCUUUUCAGUAGAUGCUGAAUCAGCAAUGUUCACAGCUGUGGAAAGAGCAGAACAGUAGAAGUAGGUUUUAGAAUCCCCUAUCUCCCCCCCCAAGCCUUUGGCACGACGAGAAGUGAUUAUAAAGCAAUUAGUGGCGAAGAUGAAAUUCCUGUCCAAAAAGCAAUGUCUAUUUUGAAAGGCUCCUCCAAACAGUUAACUCCAGAAAGUAAAAGAAAAAAAAAAUGUAACGUCCAAAUAACAGCGAACACCAGCAGGAAAAAAAAUGCAUAAAACAGAAACUCCAAGAACACAAAAAGUAUGUCAUAGCACUUUAGAGAGACAUCUGGUAAUCUGAGUGCCACGCAGGUCUACUGGCCCGACGGAGAGAUCGCCUGGGGGAAGGAGCUGGGUGCCAUGGUUGAAUGUAAACAAUUUCCGAGAAGUAUUGAAUUAAGAAUUGAUCCGAAAUGACGGCCUCAGGAACACGAAAUCCGAAGGAAUUAAAGAAUAUGAUUUCUGCAAGCAAGCAGCUGUGAACAUAAUGGGUCUCUGUACCGUUUGUCUCUAUUCUGUAGAUGCUGACUCAGCAAUGUUCACAGCUGUGGAAAGAGCAGAACAGUAGAAGUAGGUUUUAGAAUCCUCUAAUAAUAAUAAUAAUAGAGGAUAUUUAUUAAGCACAUAAUAACUAGUAUAGUUCUCUAUGUGCUUUACAAAUAAACAAAUAUACAUAAGACAGUAAAACUGAGUCAGUUAUAACAAUAACAUAAACAAAAUAUAACAUGAAGUAACUUAGAAUAUCAAGAAAGGGUGCAACUUAUGUUAUAUGAAUAUCAUAUUAUAUUAUGUAUAUGAAAGUAAACCCAGCCUAGAUCUAGAUGUCUGUGCGUAUUCUCAAGCCUGCAGCCAGCUAUCGAUACAUGGGUGCAGAGAUAAAACAAUCACAUGCAUCUAGACCUUGACUGAAACCCUAUUAAAGCCUAGAGAAUCAAUCAGUUUUUCGGGCUCUCCUGAAGCUGUUGGAGCUUGAGGCUGGGACAUCUAGGAUCUUGAGGGCCAAAUUGUACAGACAUGGAAACUGAAAUACUCCAGUAUUGAAGAGGACCUUCAUAAAAUGAGUUCCCUCGUUGUUGUGCCUGAGGGGUGACGGCUUAUUUCUUCAGGGCGGGGCUGGUGUCUCUUUCUCAAUUGCUGACAUUUUGUCUGCAGUCAAGUUGGGGGUUCAAGCUCUUCCCCCUCUUCACUGCUUGCACUGUUGACAUCUGAGCUUUCAUGAUGGAAUACAUCUGCAAUCUCACCAGCUUCAUCAGCUCUGCAUAUAUAGACACAAGACAAAACAUGGAAGAACUUUACAGAUAGUUAUUUAGUAGAAACAUCUUUUGCAGGAUUCUUCUUUUAUCAGUUGUAGUUACACAAGUUUAAUGUGUGAUAAAUCCCAAGGCUUGUGAAUGAUUCAUACCAGGAUUUAAAAAUUCAACAUACCUAUAAAUUUCUCUUUCAAUUCAUUGGCAAAGGAGGCAGGCUUGCCAUCCAGAGGCAAAGCUACGUCAACCCAAGUGAGGCCAUAUUGCGGGUCAAGUACUGCAGGAACAAGAUAGAUCUUAUUUCCAAACGGCUCAUCAUUAAUGUCUGGUGCCGCUGAUGUUAUCUCUGUUGCAGUGUAAAUCCCUCAGAAAUAGUGAGACAGCCCAUCCUGCAGUGCCGUUUUUAUUUUUCUAGUAUAUCUAGCUCUGCUUUUCAUCUUUCUCAGAUGGGAAGGUAAAUCUAAGAUGGUUGGCACUACCAAGCUGAUUGUGACUGCCAAUUCACCUGUACAGAUAAACAAGGAAUAAAAUCCAUGCGACCAUGUUACAAAAAGUAAACCUGAAUUCCAUAUUUGAAAUAUGUAUUAAUGAUUCUCAUCUUUUGUUUAAAAAUCAUUCUUGUAUCUUGUUUUAUAUCCAAUUUUCCUUGCGAUGCGAUGGAGCUAAAUUCUGCCCCACAAAAAUCUUCAACGAGUGUCUUAAAGUCAUACGCCUUGAUCGUCUUCAACAAAUUAAAGGUUCUGUUCCACCUAGUAGCAUUAGCUGUUGGAAGGGAUCUAUAGUUAUAGGAAUUGUGAUCGCAUCAUUAAAAAGGUCAAUAAUUUAUCUUAAAUGGUUUUCCUUCAUCAUGUAUUGUUUUCAACAAUUCUGCCGGUAUAGUGCAAUGAAACUGAUUGAUUUAGGACUUAUUGUCAAAUAUUUCUUACCAUUGCCAAUGAGCUGCCAUAUAUAAAUUAUUGCCGAAAUAACAAAUUCUAAAUAUGAUAAGCGCAAAGACUAGAGUGAAUGAUGGUUGAAUGCGAUGAUAAUUAGAUUUUGCAGCACAGAUUAUGGUAAAUAAUUUUACAGCCUCUUGUACUGAUUAGGCCCAAUGUGCCCUCAACUUGUCGCAUGCAUCCAUGUUUGUCGGGGUAGGUGUCACUUAUCCGACCAAGUGGCCACUGACCGCGUGGGAGACUGUCAUCAGCCAUUAGAACCAGAUCGUCUGUUUUGAAGUUUCUUCUUUGUUCCAUUUUUUGGCAUUGUUGGAGAAUGGGGAAGUAUUCCCUAACCCAUCUUCUCCAGAAUUGGUCCGCCAAGUAUUGGACCUGCCUCCAUCUUCGUCGUAAAAGGCAGUCUUGCUUCAUGAAGAUGCCUGGGGGCACGGUUAGGUUCCUGUGGUAUAGCAGGAGAUGGUUGGGAGUGAGGGGCUCCAGAUCAUUUGAAUCAGAAGAAGAAGUCACUUUCUUUUUUUCUAAGUCGACGCUAUUUCUUCAGUCCCAACAGAUUCGAUUUAGGCAAGGUUGACAGUAAGCUUCUGUUUUGGGUGAUAGCUUAACUAGGCUGCACACUGAUCAGUAGGUCCUGGUUGAAGGUCUGAUCUAGUAAUGUGUAGAGUUCAUAUAUUUAAUACUCACCAGCCCUGGCUGCUCCAUAUAUUUCGGGAAUUUCUUAAUAAUCUCCUCCUUUAACCAUAUCCAGACGGAUUGUCAUGGUUUUUUGCAUUUUCAAUGCAACCUCAUUAUCACCAGCGUCUCUUUUAUAAGUGAAUUUCAUUAACGACAACGGUAUUUGUAGUUUCGCCAUCAUUUUCCGGCACUCCCCGCUUGAUUACAGUGAAGGUGGCCACAAACCCAAGUGGGUCAUAAAGAGAACUUGUGGCUGAAAGGAUACCUUGCCUUGUGUGAGGUACGUCCUUGGUCGAAAGUUUCGAAAAACCCUAGAUUAGAAAGCAUCAGUCUCCAUAUCCCACAGGACUCCAAGUGUCCUCUCUGUAGGCAUGUGGUCAUGAUCUAAAUCUAGAUCUACGAUGGAGGUAAGCCUGACAAGAUGUCUAUGCCGUUAGUGACCCAUUUAGUCAGCCUGAAGCCACCACGCUUCAAUAGCUCUCUCAACUGAGAUACCACUCUUGUUCCAUCUUCUUUGGAAGCAACAGUCAUCGAUGUAGAAGUUGUCUCUGACUGUCUGACAGACAUCAGGAUUGAAGGCAUCUUUGUUGUCUUCAACUGUCCUCCUGAGGGCAAAUGUUGCACAGCUAGGAGAGGACGUGGCACCAAACAAAUGCACCAACAUAUGAUAUUCCUUUGGUUUCUUGGAUAAGUCACCAUCUGGCCACCAAAGAAACCUAAGGGCAUCAACAUCAGAGGGUGUCACCUUGACCUGAUGGAACAUGCCCUCCAUGUCAGCAACCAGUGCUAUCUUCUCCUGGCGGAAUCUCACAAGCACACCUAUUACUUGUUUGUAAGGUCUUGACCACUAAGCAACUGAUUAUUCAAGGAGAUUCCUUGAAAUUUGCUGCCCAAACACAACCCUCACUUUUUCAGAUUUCAUAGGGUGCGUCACAGGAUGGUGUGGCAGAUACCACCAGGGGAAGGUUUGCUCAGAGUUGUUUGUCACCUCCUGAGCAUGGCCUUUAGAUAAAUACUUGUUCAUUGUCUUUGAGUGCUAUUCAUAGAGAUUUUCGUCUCAUUGAAGUCUUUUCUUUAGGGACUUGAAACGAGACUCUGCCAGCCAUUUGUUAGGAGGUUGGCGUCGCCAUGGCAGCCCCAACUGAUAAUUUCCAUUAGUCAAUGCGACUGAGUCUUCCAUCAUCAUUUUUGCCCCUUAUCCUCAGUGGACUCAGCAGGAAGAUCUUCUUCAUCUCCUGGCAUCUUAUCCAUUUUUUUUUUAUUCAUUUCAUUUUAUUUAUUCAGGCAUGUUCACAAUGUACAAUGUAAAAGAAUAAACAGAUAAUAUAUAAAUAUAUAUAAAACACAAGUAAAUAAUGAACAUACAGUACAAAGGUGCUGCAACAUAAGCUAAAAGCUUGAUUGAAACUUGAAACUGGUUUUGCAUCCAAGAAAACAAAAUAAAAAUGUAAGAAUAAGGAAGAGAGCAAAGAAAGAGAAGAAUAUACAAGUGAUAUAACAAUUAAGUUUCAAGUUGUUAUGAAUAUAUGGUAAUAGUAAUUCAACAAAGUUAAAUUCUUAAUCUUCAGUUAC
Lytechinus pictus (painted urchin) is the source of this 5683-nucleotide messenger RNA. Its product is annotated as esterase OVCA2-like. NCBI's taxonomy places the organism in Eukaryota, Metazoa, Echinodermata, Echinoidea, Temnopleuroida, Toxopneustidae. The transcript has 8 exons. The coding region runs from base 315 to 1001 and encodes 228 amino acids. Gene Ontology annotation, biological process: response to retinoic acid. The record is from RefSeq and is a predicted model, not a curated record. Gene Ontology annotation, molecular function: hydrolase activity. Gene Ontology annotation, cellular component: cytoplasm; nucleus.